Molecule: messenger RNA, 3012 nt
Organism: Penicillium samsonianum
Lineage: Eukaryota; Fungi; Ascomycota; Eurotiomycetes; Eurotiales; Aspergillaceae
Exons: 1
Coding region: 1-3012 (1003 amino acids)
Molecular function (GO): protein binding
Source: RefSeq, a predicted model, not a curated record
AUGUCACAAUCGUUGAGCUCGGCCCCACGCUUGAAGCCGGACGUUCGCCUCGCACAGGCUGUGUCACAGUUCGAAGCCGAACUGUCCAAUGAGCAAAAAGCAAGUUUCCGUGCCUGGAGAACUAAAUCAAUUGAAUCUCCACCUGGUAUUCAAGAUGUCAUGGAACUCACCGCUGAGAUUGAUCGUGUCUCGGAGAAGAGACGCCGGUGCUUGGGACCGCGACUUAUGAACAUCCUACAAGCUACCCAGCAAUUCGCUGCUUUAGGGGAUAUCAUUGUUGGUGGAUCUCAGAAUCUACUUGCAUGUGGUGUCUGGUCAAUAGUGCGGAUUUCGCUUCUACUAGUCCUCGACUUUUCCUCCUAUCUUGAGCAAUUGUCGAAGAUAUUCAUGACUGCUGGCCGUCUUGCCCCGCGCUACGAAAAGAUGGCUUUACUUUAUCCUCGGUCAAAGGAUUUACAAUCUUGUCUUUGUGAAUAUUUUAUUUUGAUCGUACGCCUUUGCCAUGAAAUGACUACUUUUACACGCAAGUCAAUUUUCGGGAAAUUGACCUCCGCGCUUGGUGAAUCGGACUUGAAGACAUAUCAAUCAGAGCUAGAAUCCUGGGGAAAGACAAUCAAAGAUGAAGUCGUGUUCUUGAUGGCCAAGGGAAUUGAGGACGAAGCCGAAAACAAUUCGCGAUUCAGAACGGUCUCGUCGAUAUUCCAAAAAUCAACUGCAUACCAGCAAGCGAUUCAAACGAAACAGCGGGUACUUGAUUUCUGCUCCAAGUACGAUUGCACAGUGUCGUGGAAGCAAGCUCGAAAAUCGGGCAACACUAAUCUGUUUCGGGAGAGCCCCAAAUAUCAAGAUUGGAAAAGUAUGCCACUUUCUUCCACUCUCGUCUACACUGGGAAGUUGGGCUCUGGGAAGUCUGUCUUGCUUGCCAAUAUAGUGGACGAUCUCCACAUCCAGAAUGAAAAGACCCAUGUGGCAUAUUUCUUUUGCCGGCAUGACGUCUCGGAGAGUCUAAAAGCGCGGGAGGUGAUCGGCUCAUUGGCUCGCCAGUUGUUAUACCCUAUAGCAGACUUCACGGCUGCCGCAGAAUACUUGGAUAGAACGGAUCAGUUGGAACCGAUGGAGAGACUAAUGGGACUUCUUUCAAGCUGUCUUGCUCCCCUUCGUCAAACAACAAGGUUCUUCCUUGUUGUUGAUGGGCUGGACGAGCUCGACGUGCAUCAAAGAGACAUCUUGAUCCAGCAACUAUCAGAUCUUCAAAGUGAAACAUUUGCAAUGCUACUUUGCAUGUCUCUUCGUGAGGAUCCCAACGAGAACCCCCUCAAAACUAACUUUGCGCGACUUGCUGCGCCGGUUGUUACAGCAAUUCCAAACAAUACACCCGACAUUGAGGAUUUCAUUGAAACAGAAUUGGAAAGUCGAAUCGAAUCUGGACAGCUCACUAUUGGCAGUCCUCUUCUGAUCCUGGAAAUUCAAGACGCUCUCUUGAAAGGAUCACAGGGGAUGUUCCUUUGGGUAGCCCUCCAAAUCGAGUCUUUAUGCGCCAUGGAAAGUGACGAGGAGAUCCGCCAAGGUCUUGCUGACCUACCGAAAGAUCUCUCAGAAACAUUCUCUCGUACUUUACGAACAAAGUCCCAACAUACCCGCCAAAAGGAGAUAUUGGCCAUUCUGACUGUGGCCCAAACUCCACUCACACUCCAGCAACUACGCGAAGCGUUAUGUGUUGUACCGGGUGAUUUGGACUGGAAUUCAGAUAGGCUUCUCAACAAUAUGCACAACACCUUGGCUUCUUGUGGCAGUCUCGUUGCCAUUGAUGAGGAGGAGCUUACUAUACAUCUUGUUCACCACAGUGUAAAACAGUUCCUCCUUGGUGAAUUCAAAGAUUCGACCGAAACCCUAGUCAAUGUUGAUGACGCUCAUCAAAUGAUGGCAAGCAUCAUUGUCACCUACCUCAACUAUAGCGUGUUUGAAACUCAAGUUUCAAAGACCGUAACACCUCACCUGCGAACCUCGUCGGUACCCUCUGAGGUGAUUCUCUCAACACUCAAAUCAUCAACUGGUGUGCGAAACAUGGCAAUCAAACUCCUUCGAUCCCGAAAAACGUCUGGUUUUGAUAUUGGAAAAGUUAUCGCAGAGACGAAGAUCCAGGGCCAUUCUGUAGAGGAGCAGUUCUACUUCCACAAAUAUGCAGUAUCAUUCUGGCUAUACCAUGCCGUGCACGCCUUUGACCUCCCCGAGGCUAUACACAAGUUAUUACUCAGACUCUUGGAUCGCAGGAUACCUUUGGGCCUCAACGUUAAUGACGAAGAUAUCGACAAAUUAUUGUCAUGGUCCGCGAAAAAGAAACAAUAUGCAUCUUUGAUCAAGAUUUUGCUUGAUUCCGGCAACAUGACAUCAACGGAACGAGAUAUGACUUUGGAUGCACUGCAUAUUGCUGCAGGCGAAGGACACGGUGCAAUGAUUAAAGUGCUCUUAGAGUGCGCAAAGAUGAAUGACAUGAUGAUGUUUGAGGGAUCUCACCCCCAGCGCCUACAACUAUCCGCUCAAAACGACCGUGCGUGGAUUGAACAACGGUCAGUUGAUUCUGACAAGGUCAAUGUCAACUCGAGGGAUUCCCUACGAUGGACUCCCUUACAUCGAGCUGCUCUGAAUGGACACACGUCGACCGUGAUCUUUCUGCUUACGGUCGUCAACGCCAAUCCUGAGACCCCCGAUACAAUGGGGCUCACCCCUUUGCAUCUGGCCAGUAUGAAUGGUCACUCUGAUGCGGUCAAGGCACUCCUUGAUCACGGAAAUGCAGACCCGAAUGCUCUUGAUGUAGAAGGCCGAACUCCCGGGGAUCUUGCUUUGGAGAAACUCGAUGACGAAACCAUUUCAAAGCUAGAUCCUCGGCUUUUCGGUUCUUCGAGAGAAAUAAUUGAUGUUUACUCCGCCGAAGAACAGGCCGGUUCUUCCACUUGGUUGAAUGGAUUGAUAGCAGACAAAUGGACUACUAGUGGAAGUUAUUUCCUAGGGUAA